AGUCAAAUGGGUCAAAUCUAGGGGGACCAAGACAAAGAGCAGAAGCUUUGGCUGCCUUAAAUUCAGCAUUUAGUUCAUCGUCUGGGAAAACGUCCAGUAUGGCUCAGGAUAGAUUAAAUGGGUUAAACCAAGGAGGACCAAGACAAAGAGCCGAAGCUUUAGCUGCUUUAAACUCUGCAUUUAAUUCAUCAUCUGGGGCAAAGACGACUUCUCCUAUGUCAUCUGGAAAAAGUCAAGGAUCACAAAGAGCAGCAGCGGUUGCUGCUCUUUCAUCAGUUCUUACCGCUGAAAAGGGGAAAGAUUCACCUGAUGCUUCGCCUUUGGCAACCAGCAGUCCUUUAGAAGAAAGUAGCUUUACUGAAGCUAAAAGUGAAAGUGCCUAUUCUGAAAUGGAAGAAGCUGCAGAAGCCAAGGAAACACAGGAACUUGCCCCUGAAAGUGGUAGCAAUGGGGAUUUGGAACCGAAACAAGAAAAUGUGGAGGAUGGAAAUGAUAGUCAAAGGACUUUCAGUUAUGAUCAAUUAAAGACUAAAUCUGGUAAAAAUGUGUCUGGCAUUGAUCCUAAACGGAGAGAGGCCUAUUUGUCGGAUGAAGAGUUCAAAACUGUAUUUGGAAUGGCAAAAGAAGCAUUCUAUAAAUUACCAAGAUGGAAGCAAGACAUGCUGAAAAAGAAAUUCGAAUUGUUCUAAGACUUGAUACAAUCAGUAACAUGUCUGCUUCUUUUAGCUACGCUUCCUUUCCUCAGUUAUCUUGAAAUGCACUUAUCGGUUGGUUGGAAAGUGUGGUUUUAUUGGUAUACCAUACAGCGUUGUGGUUUUGGCAUAUAAUGGACGCAGUUGUGGUUAGUGUCCAAGUUUGAAUGUGACACUGCAUAGAGAGUGCUUUUUAGUUUCUCCUUUUAAAUUGCUUCUGCAAUGUUUGCAUAUUAUAGAUUUGUAGCAAUGAAGACACUAGACAGUGGACAGGUCCAAUUCUUUCAUUUUGUCUACAUAUGUAUUCUAAUUACGUGGUUUUUUCCUUCUUGUUAUUGGUUAGAAAGGAGGGUGUAUAUGUAUUGUAUUGCAUUUUAUACUGAAUCCC
Gastrolobium bilobum is the source of this 1080-nucleotide messenger RNA. RefSeq names its product villin-3-like. Lineage: Eukaryota; Viridiplantae; Streptophyta; Magnoliopsida; Fabales; Fabaceae. The transcript is spliced from 4 exons. Gene Ontology annotation, molecular function: actin binding. The record is from RefSeq and is a predicted model, not a curated record. Gene Ontology annotation, biological process: cytoskeleton organization. The coding region runs from base 99 to 689 and encodes 196 amino acids.